This is a messenger RNA of Cooperia oncophora, 645 nucleotides long. The record is from the annotation of a GenBank genome assembly. Lineage: Eukaryota; Metazoa; Nematoda; Chromadorea; Rhabditida; Trichostrongylidae.
AUGCGGCAAAUAGAGCUGCCUUGUGGCAUUGAGAUAGAUGGCGAAAGACUUCAAUACUUGAUGUUUGCAGACGACAUAGUCUUGAUUGGAAGCGAACCGAGUGCACUCGAAAGCUCCCUCAAUAUUUUGAGCGAAGCCUCCCAAUCCGUCGGACUUGUAAUACAUCCGGGAAAAACCAAAUGGAUGAAAAACAACUAUACAAACGACUAUCGUUUAUGCAUGAAAGGAUCAAUCAUUGAAGAAGUCUCAUCGUUCACGUAUCUUGGCCAAGAAAUAACGAUGGAUAAUGAUCUUACAAGAGAAAUCAGCCGGCGUCGAAAGGCGGGAUGGGCCACAUUUAAUAAAUACCGAGAUGUUCUCACCGAUAUACGGAUUGAAACUCAAAUAAGAUCUCAGGGUGUUCAACACCCAUGUUCUACCAGCAGCAAUUGGUAUAAGGUGGAAGUGAGAGCAUGGAGCACAAAUCCAAGAGGAGGAGAAGAGAGCACUAGUCUGCUAAUAGACGACAAAGGAGCAAUGGAGCGAGCAAUGUGUCGAGUAACACUAAUGCACAAGAUCCCUGCUCGCGAAAUCCGAAGACGGACGGGCGUAAAGGAUGUUAUCGAAACCAUUUAUGACCGAAAAGAGAUGGCCUGGACCACGUAG